AUGGCCAUGGGUUAUGGGGAGAAGGCAGGUGAAUGGUUAGGAGGGAGAGAUAGAUCAACCAUGAUUGAAUGGCGGAGUAGACUUGAUGGGCCGAAGACCUAAUUCUGCUCCUAUCACUUAUGACCUUAUGACUAACACUUGUCUGUAAUUAUUUUGGGUGGCCGAAUAGCUGUUGACGAGGAAGCAGUUAAAAAUUCUGCAGGUGUACAGCUGAUGACGGUUCCUGAUUAGGUCAGCUGACUGAGUUUCGAUUUCCCAUUGUACAAUUCUAUUUUUGCUUUAGUUGUUUCACUUUCAUCUAAUUGAAUCCACUGACAGUACUUUAUUGCUUUCCAAAUCAAUAGGUUGUUGCUGAGGCACACUAUGUUUAUUUUCCAACUGAGUUAAUUUAAAACGUUUUAGUAACCACAGAGACUUAAUUUAGGGGGGGGGAAAUGUCCCAAUUUUCAUUUACCCAAAGAAGUGGAUGUUCUGAAAUCCUAGCAUUAUUAGAUUUCAGCAAUUUGUUGGCUCUGAAGGAUACCGUAGCCAGUAAGAUAAAUGCUUGGACUAGCCAUGAAGCCAUCAGAGUCAUUCUGACCCACAGCCAAAGUGCCGAAGAGCUCCUAAAACGCAAGAAAGUUCUGCGAGAGUCAAUAUUGAAGUACUUAAUACAACAUGAUGAGACUGUAUCUACUUCAUCAAGCAAACAACAGCUUAUUGAUGAUGUUUUGCAUUAUUGGUGGAAGCUGGACUGGAAUAGAAAGCAUUUAACAGCUGAAAAAGAACUCCAGGCUUUAGGUCGAAAACGGACGGUAGUACAGAAUUUAGUGACAAAUGCUGCAGAAGAAAAACGAACACCCCUGGGGCCAAUAAUCACUGAGACAAGAGAGUUGGGGAAGAUCAGACAGACAGAGGAACAGGAGAGGAAAAAACAGGCAAAAAAAAGUGAAGAACCACACGGCCAAAUGAAUAUUAAGAUGAACAUUCAUGUGAACAUUCUACCGAGCCAGAAACCACCCCAGGUUGUGACAGUGGGAGGCUCCGAAAGCGGUGACAUGGACAAGGAGUUCUGCAAAUGGUUCUUUCAUCUCCUGAAUUCUCAGAACCCUUCCUUUGGACAGCAGGCGGAAGCGUGGGGCCCACAGCACUUCUGGGACGAUGCAAUGCUGCAUUUCACCCACUGCGUCCGGGAAAUCCAAACGGAACAACAUCAGAGUUCAGCGAUAGUCAGCCUGCGCCUGUUGUCCCUGGUGAAAGAUGAACAGCUGCUCUUCAACCCAAACAUCAGCCACAGUGGCAUGAGAAGUGCAACCUCUCCACACGGAGUCGUUGCCAUAGCAGUGGCCGGCACUGUUCAUAAGGAAGGGCAGUGCCUGGGUAUUUUUGAGCAGGUCUUUGGGCUCAUCCGCUCAGGGGUUUAUGGGAACAACUGGAAAAUCAGGUUUGUUAAACUACAGGUGAAAGCUUUUAAUGGUCAGCAGCAAAUCGUCCAACCCAGUGUGUCUGUUCAGAUGCCUGAACUGCAAGCCUAUCUCAAUGAAUUCAGUUCAUUUCUUAAGUAAAUUUAUUUUAGUUUAGUUUAGUUUAGAGAUACAGCGCGGAAACAGACCCUUUGGCCCACCAAGUCCACACCAACAAACGAUCCCCGCACAUUAACACCAUCCUACACACACUAUGGAUAAUUUACACAUACACCAAGCUAGUUAACCUACAUACCCGCACGUCUUUGGAGUGUCGGAGGAAAUCGAAGAUCUUGGAGAAAACCCACGGGGAGCACGUACACACUCCGUAUAGACAGCAUUUGUAGUCGGGAUUGAACCCAGGUCUCCCGGGUCACCUUUGCAACCCUGAGAGGCGCUUGAAGGUUUGGUACCUAAUCGAAGGCCGUGGGUCAGAAUUUAGCUGCAUCAGGUUGACACUGAAUAAUAAAGUUGAAAACUAUCCCAUUCAAUUUUGAGAUUAGAUCACUUUCAUACAUGAGAGUUGUGGCAAAACGUCAGUGUUACCUAAAUAUGGUGAUAUUAAGAACCUAAUUGUAAAAUCAAUAGAUUUUUCAAAAGGCAAAUGAAUCUAUCCAAAAACAUGAAAGCUCACAGUUACUAACAAACAGAUCAAUAUAUUUAAUAAAAUGAAAAUGUGUAGCAUUAUAAUUAAAUCAUUUGUGCAUUUAACAUAAAUUACUUCAUUGUUAAAACAAAAUAGACAUGAACUUAAUACAAACAGUCAUGAAAGCACUGAGCAUCGGCUGCUAAUAAAUUUCAAUCACUUCAAUUGAUCACUUGUACAAUUAAUUAUUACUAAAUUCACUUUGUCAAAGUAAUGUUCCCUUCUUUUUUAAGGCAUUCCCUUUAGGUCAAAGAUGGCCUGCUUUCCUCUGCAGUUCUGCAAAUGGCAUGUGUCUCAUAGGGUCAGGGAGUAAUAUAAACAAACAGCAUGUAAACAGGCCCUUUGGCUCAACUCAUCAAUGCUGACUAUGAUACCCCGUCUAAGCUGAUCCCAUUGCCCACAUUUGACCCAUAUCCCUACAUGUCCCUUUCAGAAGGCUUUCGAUAAGGUGCCACAUGUAUGGAUGCUAAACAAGAUAGGAGCCCACAGUAUUAGGGGUAAGGUACUAACAUGGAUAGAAGAUUGGCUGACUGGCAGAAGGCAAAGAAUCGGAAUAAAGAACACAUUUUCUGGUUGGCCGCCGGUGAUUCAUGGAAGAUGGAAUUGAUGGUUUUGUGACCAAGUUUGCAAAUGGUACAAAGAUAGGUGGAGAGGCAGGUAAUGUUGAGGAAACAGAGCUUGGACAGGUUGGGCGAAUGAAAAAAAAGGGACAAAUGGAAACAGCAUAUAGCGUAGUUACAAAUUCCUGCCAUCAGUGGCGCUCCAGAUCUGCCCACUGCCUGUGCGUGCGACUUGAGAGGCUGUGGGGAUGGGGUGGUGAUUAAAAUGCAGGUUUUUAGUGGUUAGAGAGGGAUUUGCUCGUACGACAAGCUUAUGAAGAAAUUUUGUUCUGUGAUCCCGUUCGCUAUUUUUUUUUUUAAACGUUGCUUAACUAUUGAAUCACUGGAUGAAAGUCAGGCCCAACUUCAACGACUUCAAAAUCACGGAUUGCAAGUUCAGGACAAAACAAAAGGUAUGUGCUGUAGGACGUUUAUUUAACAUCUUAUCCAGUUUUUGCUGUAAUUUUAUUUUAAUCUGAUGAUGCAAAUAUGUUUUUUAGGCCCCGAUAUCGGCCGUGCCUUGCCUGUCGGCUGUGAGUGUGUGCAAAAUCAUGGCGGCGGCCACAAUCCGAUCUCUGUAUCAUAAUCCACAAACAUCCACUCUCAAGAUAAUCAAAUUCAUUAUUUUCAUACUAAAUAUCUGAUUAAACACUUCCACUUCCACAAUACAUAGUUUUUAAGUCAGAUAUUUAGUAUGAAAACAUUGAUCAUGGAUAGAGAAUAACACAAAAAUAGAUAAUUUAGAUGUUCAUGACAUGAUUGUGCAAAAAAGAAUGAUUUUGAUUAUCUUGGAAGUUUGUGGAUUUUGAACACAUGUCUGUGUAAAAUGGCCCUUGCCUGCUGCAGUGUAUAAACCAACAGAGUAAAAUUUAUGGGAAUUAAACAUUCAAUUCCUUCGAUUUGGCAUAGAAAUUCAUGACAAAGUGAGAUUUAAAAAUCAUGUUAUAUUGUGGAUUCUUGUGUGAAUGGGAUCAGUUUGUUAUUUGGAUACUUUGGCUAUUUAAAAAAAUAUAUAUAUUUUUGGUAUUUUCUUAAGAAUGGGAUAGAUGUUUAGAUCUAGUAAUUGAAUUUAGAUGAAUUUAAUUGAUUUGAUGACACUGACGAAUA
Molecule: messenger RNA, 3794 nt
Organism: Leucoraja erinaceus (little skate)
Lineage: Eukaryota; Metazoa; Chordata; Chondrichthyes; Rajiformes; Rajidae
Exons: 3
Coding region: 435-1544 (369 amino acids)
Source: RefSeq, a predicted model, not a curated record